AAUAUGACCAUAGAAACACCCAGCAUUGAAGAGUGGAAAAGUGUGACUUUCUGGCAACCCUAGGGGUUAGUUGGCUUUGCCGGGUUGUUGGGUGAGGUACUGUCAUUUCUACCAUAACAAUAACAAUAACAAGAAGAAGAAGAAGAAGAAGAAGAAGUGAAACAAGAAGAAGAGCUGUUCUCUGUGAUCUGCAGGCUUAAUGGAUUCCUACAAACGCUUCAGCGAUGAAAACUACAAGCACUGGCUGCAGACGGCAGAGAGUCUGUAUAUACUGAGGAGUCACAUUCGCGAGUUUGUGGAAAACGAAACCGAAAGCUAUCACAGGUCUCUUCGGGAAACGCUGCAAGAUGAAAUCUGUAAAUCAAAAUGUAGUCUCCAUAAAUGUCCACCAAAAUCAAAAAAGUUCCCAAUUUGUGAUAAGUGUCACAAGUGGAAAGAUGCAAUCCUGGACAAUCAUAAGCAUAAGGGUAUUGACAUACCCUGGAAUAACUGCCAGCCGUACCUGUGGCCAACAGACAAAUGGGAAGUGGCCAAGGUUUAUAUGCUACGUGGAACAAAAAACCAUCACAGUUUUGAUCAGUUUGAUAUUUCUGCCAUUUUGAACUUCAUGUAUCACUGCAAGCACUUUGAAGCCUUUGCAGAAGGCCAGUACCUAACCAAGGUCAUCAAUGUGAGAAACAAAGUGAUGCAUUCCCCUGACUUCAGGUUAAGCAAAGAGGAGAUGGAUGACAGUAUAAAGAAUGUUGAGGAGCUGGCUAAGAUUCUUGAGAAUCAUGCGCCUGGACUAAAAACCAUAUCAAAACAGAUACAGAAGUUUAACAGAAUUUUGGAGAGGUGUAAUGGACAGGUUUCCCAGAAUGACAGCAAGGAAGAAAGACUAAAGCUGCUAGACAGAGAGCAACAUGCCCUGAAGGAGAAGAUUGAGUCCCUGGCCGAAUGCUUUGAAGAAGACCAAGACAUUGAGCGCAAACUUCAGGAAGAACUGCAUGGCAUGAAAAAUUUCCUGGACCAAAACAAAGAUUUGCUGGAGAACCUGGGCCCUCAAUUAAACCGGUUGAAUGAAAUACAAGAGAAGGUGGACAAGCAUGAUCAGGAUAUCAACAAACUGUCAAACAGAGUGGACCGGCUGGAAAACAUUGCACCUGACCCAGUGUUCAGUAGUGAUGCACUUAAGUUCAAGAAUCAUGUGUUUGAAGAGGCUCGAAGAAGGAACAUGCCAGAACCUGAAUUUACAGAGGAAUGUGAAGCUAGUGGUUACAGGGGUAUUGUGAAUGUGAAUGGACGUACAUUUAGAGGUUCACAGGUGUGUACGAAUAAAAAAAAUGCCCACCAAGAGGUUGCUAAGAUAGCCCUGGAAUACAUGAAAUCCCACCCUGAGUGGAAAGAAGAGCCAACUGAAACCACUUCAUCAAUAUCCUCAUCUACAGCAUCCUCAAGCACCAUCUAUCACGGUAUUGUGACUGUGGUCCUCAACAACCAAGAGAUUGUGUCUGAUGGGUGUAGUCAAGAGGAGGAAGCCACUGAAUCAGCUUACAGGAAACUAGCCUGUCAGUUUGGCCUGACUUCCCUUGAAGCAGGUAAUACUUUUAGGACAGCGGUCCUGGAGCAUUUUCAGAGGUGUAAUUUCCCGGAACCACAGGAACGCUCAGUUUGCCAAGAUGAUAAGAUCUUCUGCAAACUCCAGAUCAGUGGGCCUUUCACCUUUUAUGGCAAAGAUUGCUCCUCAAAGAAGAAACAGGCAGAACAUCUGGCAGCUAAGGUUGCUCUGCAGCAUUUGUCAGGACUCUUAAACUGCAAGUCUUUGGCUAAUGCUGAUGACAACUGGAAAGGAUUUCUGAAGGAACGUCUAGAUGCUCUUGGUCUGCCGCAACCUGAAUAUGAUUUUACAUUAAAAAAAGUAUGCAUCGGUCAUGAAAUAGAGGGUUCUAUUACCAGUGAAGAUGAUAAUUCACACAUAUCCAGCAGUGUCACUGCGGUCCAGGAUCUACCUACAGCAGACACAGUCAGUGCUGUUGAGUGUCAUGUGACAGAAACCCUGGACUGCAGUCAUCCAGAGACGCCCAGCCAAGCCCCCAAAGUGGAUUCUACAGGCACUAUUUAUUAUGGUAUUGUGACUGUUGUCCUCAACAACCAAGAGGUUGUGUCUGAUGGUUGUGUUCAAGAGGAGGAAGCCAUUGAAUCGGCUUACAGGAAACUAGCCUGUCAAUUUGGUCUGACUUCUCUUGAAGGUAAAACAGCGGUGCAUGAGCAUUUUCACAGAUGUAAUUUCCCACUACCACUGGGACAUUCAGUUCAUGAAGGCGAUAAGAUCUUCUUCAAACUCCAGCUCACUGGGGAUUUCACAUUUUCUGACAAAGAUGGCUCAUCAAAGAAGAAACAGGCCGAACAGCAGGCAGCUAAGGUUGCCCUGCAGCAUUUGUCAGGACUCUUAAACUGCAGUUUUGAGGCUGAAGCUUGCAAAAACUACAAAGUUUUUCUGAAGGAACGUCUAGAUGCUCUCCAUCUCAAAAAUCCUGUGUACACAUGUAAGGAAAAGAGAGGAGUCAGUGAAGCAGUGGAGGGUCCCAGUACAAGUGGAGAUAAUUCACACUCAUCCUGCACGACAGCCAUUAGCGAAAAGGUUUGUCUUCAACCAAAGGACACUGUCAGUGUGACAGAAACUCAGGAUGCAAGUCCUCCAGACAUAUCCAACAAAUCCCCCAAGUUUGAUGAUACAGCCAUCAACACACUUCUAACAUUGUUUCAUCUCAAGGCUCCAUCUGUAACAGUAGAAAAUGUCAGCACUGAGAUGGUUUUCAGCUGUCAUGUGGACAUAAACUUGGACAAAUUCAUGUUUCAGAACAACAAUCAAUACACCGCCAAGAAAGAUGCCAUUCGUAAAACCUAUUUAUUGCUUGGGAAUGCAUUGGGAAUUUCCAAACACAAAUUAGACGAAAACAAUGCUUCCAUGCUGGUGAAACAGGAUUUUUCCCAGAAGUCUCUCACCCUUCCUAAGGAAGUCUUUGAAGACAACAAGUGUUCCCUUAAUGAUAUAACAUACAGUUUAGUCUAUGAUGGAAAAGGCUCCACUGAGGCAGAAGCAAAGCAGGCUGCCUUGCAGAAAGCCUUGGACAUGCUAACCUUGCUCUUUGGGUUCAAGUCUUUGCCAAAGUGUAGCACAGUUGAGGAAACGGAGGCUCAGAUUAAUACCUUACUAAGAACAAAAGGUCAAAAAGACCUCAUUUAUUCACACAAACACAACCUGUAUAAAUGCUCAGUUGAGCUCCUGUUCAAAGACUACACCAUGGAGAGCAAACACGAAAAGAGGAAAAAAGAAAAUCUUAAUCAUCUCAGUAGCCGCAUUCUUGGCCUGCUAGCGGUGGAGCCAGAGCCGAAUACUGCAUCUUUAAGAAACUGUCUAGAUGACUGGUUUAAACAGAAGAAUCUGAAGCAGCCUGUGUUUGAGAACACAGAGGAGGCUCAUGGAUCGAAAGUCACGUUCUCUGUCAAAGUUUCCUGCUCAAACCCAAAUUGGGAAGACAGCAUGAAAGUUGCAGAAGAAAAGCUGGUCGAUAAACUGAGGGAAAGGUUAAAGUAUCUGACUGAUUAAGGCGAAGAGUAUUAUGAGAUUUGGUACAGAAUUUUUUUUCCCUUUGUUUAAUUGUUCUUGUGUGAAUGAUGAAUCUUCCAGGAUGACAGUAUUUUAUGAAGGAGGCUUAACAUUAUCAUGGGUAUCAUGGGCAAUUACCAACUUAGGCAGUUACCUUAAAAUUACCAAGUUUCUUUUCUAAUUAUUAUCAGUGAUCAUCAACCAUCAAUUCACUUGGCAUGUCACCAGGUUUUUUAAGAUAUCUGUUGUUAAACCAUUCCUUACGAAACCACAUUCUUGACCCCUCCAAGAGUGCUGUUGUAGUGAAUAUCAGCAUGGCUGUGAUUACCUAUGGCACUCGGCUUGUGACCUCAUUGCCUAUGGCUCAAUCACAGCCAUGCUGAUUUUCACUACAACAGCACUUUUGCUUGUGCGAUAUUGCAUUAUCGAUCAAUCAAAUCAAUCAAUCAAAAUUUAUUUAUAUACCACAUUUAAAAACAACAGGUGUUGACCAAAGUGCUGUACAAAACUAACCAACAUGUAAUAAUAGUAAGAAAAUUAAGAUUAAUAAAAUAACACCAGAGAAUGACACUUGAUAUUACAUUACAAUGACUCAUAAGCAACGGAGAACAGGUAGGUCUUUAGUUUAGACUUAAAAAGAUCUAGGGUCGGACAAGACCUAAUCUGUAAUGGCAAAGCAUUCCAAAGGCGAGGGCCCGUAACAGAAAAUGAGCGAUCACUCAUAGUUUUUUUAGCAUACAUUCUUGGAAAUUAAAAACUACACUCUAGAUGCUUGUUGAUCUUUUGAUUGACAUGUAAUUAAGAUUUUUACAACUGCUUACCAUCAUCUGAAAAACACAGCCAUAAUAAGAAAUAUGCUAAUCCUACAGGGCGUCUGAACACUUUGAGAUGGGCUCAUAGAUGCCUAGAUUGGAGAGAUUCACCCUGAUUGAUGGAGAAAAAGACCAGGGCCAGUUUUGUUGUCUUGGAUUCUUAGCUGUGGAUGGGUCCCCCUACCUUAUUUCAGAAUGCAGCAGCCUGUGUACUUACGAAACAAAAAUUCAGAGCUUAUUACUCAUCUUAUGUAAGCUACAUUGGCUGCUAAUUAAAUUUUGCAUUGGAAACAAAGUCCUGCUCCUGAUGUUUAAGGCUCAGAAUGGUUUAGCUCCAGCAUAUCUUGCUGAUCUCCUUAAGCAGUAUAGUUCAUCAUGAGUACUUUGCUCAGUUGAGGCAUUACUGUUAGUCCAGUCAUAGCUCACCUGGUGGAAUAUGAAAGCCAUCUUUAAAAACAUACUUGAUUAACUUGACCUAUUCUAAGUUCUUUUGACUUAGUAUGUUAAGAAACUCACCUUUUAACCCUUUAAACAACUAUUUGCUUUUAAUGCGUUCAGUAUGUGGUGAUAUGUGGUGGCUUAUGACCAAUCAGUUCCAUUGAUACUAAUUGAGAGUUUGAGAGUGAUUAGCAUGUUUUGAUGAUAAAAUGUUCAUUGCAUAUAUUUUUAUUGCAGGUCUACACUGAAUAUCAAUACAGAGUUUUUAACCAAGAGGAAAUGAGCUCUUUGUAUGUAACCGAAAUGUACAGCCAGUGAAUUCUGUUUAUUAACAUUCUGCAUGUUUUCUCUGUAAUGCCUUUCGAUCUCUGAAUCAGCCUGAUAUUUAAGCAAUAACGCACAAGCAAGAGUGCUGUUAUACUGUGUAUCACAGCAUGGCUGAUUUGGUCGGUAAUCACAGCCGAUAUUCAGUACAACAGCACAAUUGCGAGUGGGGUAUUGCUUUUAUAAAACAGUUUGAUCAAUAAGAAAUUAAUAUCAAGUAA
This is a messenger RNA of Pangasianodon hypophthalmus (striped catfish), 5384 nucleotides long. RefSeq lists its product as uncharacterized. NCBI's taxonomy places the organism in Eukaryota, Metazoa, Chordata, Actinopteri, Siluriformes, Pangasiidae. The coding region runs from base 200 to 3589 and encodes 1129 amino acids. The transcript is spliced from 21 exons. The record is from RefSeq and is a predicted model, not a curated record.